This is a messenger RNA of Ruditapes philippinarum (Manila clam), 2371 nucleotides long. RefSeq names its product growth hormone secretagogue receptor type 1-like. Gene Ontology annotation, cellular component: plasma membrane. The coding region runs from base 332 to 1483 and encodes 383 amino acids. The record is from RefSeq and is a predicted model, not a curated record. Lineage: Eukaryota; Metazoa; Mollusca; Bivalvia; Venerida; Veneridae. The transcript is spliced from 4 exons. Gene Ontology annotation, molecular function: G protein-coupled receptor activity. Gene Ontology annotation, biological process: G protein-coupled receptor signaling pathway.
UACCAUGUAACUUUUAGAAGGUUUAUCAAUUAUGAUCAAAUUAUUUACGGACAAAUUAAUGUCAGGUCAUUUGCUGGCGAUAGGUCAUUUUGUCGACAUUUUAAUAUCUGUCCGCUGAUAGCCAAUAAACGUUCGAUGCGACAAAAGGUUUACUUGUUGUAAAUUAUGUUUAGUGUUAUAUAGCAGUCAGUGUUAAAAGUAGAACAAAUAUUUCGGUUUUUCUCGAGGACAUAUAAAUAACUAGCUAUCAGUGCUGACUUAAUUAUAGGAUAUUAAUACAUUGUACUAAUUCUUUGGGAUUUAAACAGGACGAAACAUCUUGUUAUUCAUCAUGAAUAACACAAGCAGUAUCCACUCUGAAGAAAUGAUGAGUUGUAAUAGUUCUAAUAUGACCAACCCAUUUAUGUGCAUGAGCACCACUCAGAUUCUCCAGAUAACUGCGCCACAAAUUAUCCUUAUCGAUAGGAUUAUCUCCCCUAUCUGGUACAUUAUCGGUCUAAUCGGGAAUCCAAUUUCAGCCGUAAUCUGGCUGUCCAGGAAAGUGUGCAAGACAAAUUCAUCCGCUGUGUACUUUGGUUCCCUUGCAAUAGUAGAGACGAUAUAUCUUGUUCUACACUUCAUAAAAGAACUACAGUUUGCCUGGGGUGUAACCACAUUUGGCAUGAAAACAACAUGUGAACUAUUCAACUUCCUGCAAAUUACUCCACAAUAUCUGGUUCCAAUGCUGGUUCUCGGCUUCACAACAGAACGUUAUAUAGCUGUAUGUCACCCGUUCGUGAAAGAGAAAUACUGUACAGUUACUCGUGCUAAAAUUGUUAUCAUAUGUAUGUCCGCUCUUUCAAUAGCGAUUGGGCUUUUUCAGAUUUACGUUUGGGCUUGGAAUGAUGAAAUUGGAUGCGUGUUUAGGCCGAAUACUGAACAAUUCAACACAAUUUGGACUUGGCUAACAGAAAUGUUAAUAUUUGGUUUUAUUCCGGUGUCUUGCCUCAUUAUAAAUAUUCUUGUCAUCAUGGAAAUCAGACGCUUGUCAGCUCAAAGUGCUGCGCAUGGGCAAGGCCCGACUUCCGGUAAUGCAGCUUCAACUACAACAUUACUGUGUGUUUCUUUCUAUUUUAUAUUCACAUUGUUGCCAGCUACAGUAGUGUACGCCAUGCAGUCAUCCAUACCACAAGGUGACGUCAGUUUGCCAAUCAACACCUGGUCUGAUGAUCCCGUUUGGAGUGGAUAUUUCUCUUAUUUGACAAUAAGGUACAUUGUUGAAGAAAUUUGUUUGUCAAAUUACGCUACAUAUUUUAUCAUAUACUACGCUACCGGUGUAUAUUUCAGACGAGAAUUUAGAAAUCUGUUUGGAUUACAGAAAAAGAGAAAGGGUAAAGGUGUGAGCAAUCGAAGUAUGAUGUCAGAUUAUAGUAUAGUCCAUUCAAAUGGAAGAAACACAUCUUGCACAGAGACAAUGCUUGUCGACUCUCCCAGUGACACGUGAUCAUUGAAGAAAUUCGAAGAGAUCACAUUCGAUGUUGGAUACAAGUGACAAGGUUGUAUUUUCUGUCGACAAGCGGCAUCUGGUGUUUGUGAAAUGUAAUAUCUGCGCACCAUCUUUUACUAACGAUAAUGGAAGUGCGGAGUGUUAUUCACAUUAAUUCCCAAAACGAGGACGUAGGGGUAUAAAAGCAGAUGAUAUUAGGAAAAUACUCAUAAUUUAAAAAUUAUAUGAUUUUAAGGUUUGUUUUUCAUUUUAAGAAAAACUGCAUUAUUUAACUGUAGUGUCCAGAGUGCCUGGCAAAUGUUGUUAGUAGAGUUUGCAUUAAAAACAUCACGGCUUUCUGUUACGUGAAUGCAUAUAUGUCGAAAGAAAAAAAGUCAUCUCUAAAACAAACAGAAAACUAAUCUAAAUUAGUGUUGUGAGAGAUUUUCAAAAGGUCUGGACCCUGUUCGAAAGGUAGCUACAAAACAAUUAUCUUGAACUUGAGGAGAACUUGUAUAUAUUCAUAUUCAUGUAAAUUUUGUUUGUAUAUGUGGGAACUUCUUCUGAUUUUUGAGGGUUGGAUUAUAAAUCGUUCUAUAAUAUCCUAUAUUUUGAAUAUUGUGUAAUCUGUUUAUUAUAUAUUGUAACAGUAGAUCUAUAUUUGUAUUUAUGAAAUGUGCAAUAAUGAGGCAUAGAGUCAUUUAUUAAGAUGUUAUUAUAUGUUUACACGUUAACCUUAUUAAGGACGAAAUAUUCUAAAUGUAUAUGGAUGACUUUACGUUUAGAAAAAACUGUAAAAUAGGAUAUAUGCUAGAAUAAUAUAUAAUAUUACUAAAUGUUUCCGUAGAAACAAAUUUAUACACCCUAACCAUUUCCUCGGGCGUGAUUUUCUUCAUUUUGAAAUAA